Molecule: messenger RNA, 4491 nt
Organism: Rhineura floridana
Lineage: Eukaryota; Metazoa; Chordata; Lepidosauria; Squamata; Rhineuridae
Gene: SORCS3
Product: sortilin related VPS10 domain containing receptor 3
Exons: 27
Coding region: 421-4332 (1303 amino acids)
Cellular component (GO): postsynaptic density membrane
Molecular function (GO): protein binding
Source: RefSeq, a predicted model, not a curated record
GUUGGUGAACUGCUGGUACAUUUCAGCCGCUGCGUUUGGCUCGGGCGCAGCGGCUCCUCCCCUUGGUGGUGCUAUCCUCUUACUUGAUCAAAUCCUCGAACGUGAACAGUUUCACUGAAAAGCACUUUUUUUCAAAAAAAAAAGAAAGAAGAAAAAAAAGAAAGAAAGAGAGAGAGAGAGAGAGAGAGAGAGAGAGAAUCCGCCAACAGUGAAAGAACAAGAGUCCAACUAUACAGGAGUUUGCGUGUGUGUUUUUCCCUUUUAAAAAAGAAAACACCGCUCGUCAUCUCAGAGGCCGAGAAAAAGGUGGAAGAAGAGACCUUUGGCAGCAAAAGAAUCAUAAUAAUCAACCAGCGUCUCCCCUCCCUCCUUUUAUAAAGGAUUCCCCCACCUGCAAGUAUCCAACUCUCUCUGCAAGGCAUGGAGAGAGGGGCUGGCUGGUUCUCCGGUUGUUGCUCCAUCGCUUGGAUCGCCUCGACAUGGCUUUUGCUGGGCGCUUGGUGUUUUACCGGCGCUGAGAUAACUUGCAGGUCUUGCUUUUCUUCUUCAUCAUCGCCUGCAUCUUUUCGGGUUAAGCUUCUACAGCAGCCGCCGUCGCCGCUGGAGGUUCCUCGGGGAGUGUCGCCUGGGCCAAGCGGCGGCGGCGAAGAAGGGGAAAUCCUGCCGGAGAAACCCGGUGGAGGAUGGGGUGCUGGGGGAGAGGAAGGAGGAGGCGAGGAGGAAGGCGGAGGGGCGGUGGCGGCGCUCCGAAAGGAUCGGGGUCUGCGAAGAGCUCAGCCGGCGCCCAGGGGGAUGGAAGGGUUUGGCACUAGGGCGCACGGGGAAGCGGCUGCCGGCGCCCAAAAGGAAACCCGGAGGGAGCGUCGGAGCUCCAAGCCCAGCCGAUCUGGCCAACUCUUGGGUAGGGCGAGGGGCAGUGGAGGAUCAUCGGCAUUUGGCCGGGAGGAGAUGCAGCGGAUGCCUGCAGAUGCCAGGAAGGAAGGAAUCUCUCUUGGCAAAAUGCCGAGCAGCAACCCUCGUGAGCCCAGGGCGAGGAGAAGCACUGAGGAUCGGCAGCCUUUCGCCUCGGACAAUCUCGGGGCAGAAGGAGGCGGCUGGGGCUUCUCCUCAACGGAUGGCCAGAAAGCGACCCGAACUCAAGGCAAAGGCUCCAAAGAGGAAGGGCGGACGGGCAAGCUGCGGGGAGGCGGCGGCAGCGAAGAGUUGAAAUUGACCAGCACGACCUUUGCCCUCGCUGGAGACUCGGCCCACAACCAAGCCAUGGUGCACUGGUCAGGCUACAACAGCAGCGUGAUUCUCAUUCUUACGAAGCUGUAUGAUUUCAACUUGGGAAGUGUUACCGAAAGCUCACUCUGGAGGUCCACAGAUUACGGUACUACUUAUGAAAAACUAAAUGACAAGGUGGGACUGAAGACAGUGCUGAGUUACCUUUACGUCAGUCCUACUAAUAAGAGGAAGAUAAUGCUCUUGAGUGAUCCUGAGAUUGAAAGUAGCAUACUGAUCAGUAAUGAUGAAGGUGCCACCUAUCAAAAAUAUCGUCUUAACUUCUACAUCCAGAGCCUGCUCUUUCAUCCUAAGCAAGAGGACUGGAUUCUGGCAUACAGCCUCGAUCAAAAGCUGUAUAGCUCUAUGGAUUUUGGAAGAAGGUGGCAGAUCAUGCAUGAACGGAUCACACCAAACAGAUUUUACUGGUCCGUUACAGGUUUGGAUAAGGAGCCUGAUCUUGUACACAUGGAGGCUCGUACGACAGAUGGACAUGCCCAUUAUAUAACUUGUAGGAUUCAAGAAUGUUCAGAGACUACCAGGAGUGGACCUUUCCUGCGCUCAAUUGACACAAACUCACUUGUAGUCCAGGAUGAGUACAUCUUCAUUCAGGUGACUACUGGUGGAAGAGCAAAUUACUAUGUGUCCUACAAAAGGGAACCCUUCACUCAGAUAAAAUUGCCCAAGUACUCGCUACCAAAGGACAUGCAUAUUAUCAGCACAGAUGAGAAUCAGGUAUUUGCUGCAGUUCAGGAAUGGAACCAGAAUGACACGUACAACCUUUACAUCUCUGACACCCAAGGGAUCUACUUCACCCUAGCCUUGGAGAACAUCAAGAGUAACCGAGGACUAGAGGGGAAUGUCGUCAUUGACCUGUAUGAGGUAGCAGGGAUCAAAGGCAUAUUCCUGGCUAACAAGAAAGUGGAGGACCAAAUUAAGACUUUCAUCACCUACAACAAAGGGAGAGAUUGGCGUUUGCUGCAGGCUCCAGAUUCAGAUCUGAGAGGAGACCCCUUACACUGUCUGCUGCCCUUCUGUUCCUUGCACUUGCAUUUGCAAAUAUCAGAAAACCCCUAUACUUCAGGCAGCAUCUCAAGCAAAGAGACAGUUCCAGGACUUCUAGUGGCUACAGGCAAUGUGGGCCCAGAACUGUCAUACACAGAUGUUGGCAUGUUUGUUUCUUCAGAUGGAGGAAAUUCCUGGAGACAGAUCUUUGAGGAAGAAUACAAUGUGUGGUUCCUUGACUGGGGUGGAGCACUCGUAGCCAUGAAACAUACCUCAAUGCCCAUUGUCCAUUUGUGGGUGAGUUUCGAUGAAGGAAGGACCUGGAAUAAAUAUGGCUUCACAUCAAAACCGCUCUUUGUGGAUGGGUCCCUAGUGGAGCCAGGCAUAGAAGCACAGAUAAUGACAAUCUUUGGCCAUAUCAGUCUCCGCUCUGAAUGGCAGCUAGUAAAAGUAGAUUACAAAUCCAUCUUUAGCCGGAGGUGUACCAAGGAUGACUUCCAGACAUGGCAUCUGCACAACCAGGGUGAACCAUGUGUCAUGGGAGAGAGGAAGAUCUAUAAGAAACGUAGAGUUGGAGCACGGUGUGCACUGACUAGAGAUUAUUCAAGAACAGUUGUCUCAGAACCUUGUAUUUGUGCAGAAUGGGACUUUGAAUGUGAUUAUGGCUAUGAAAGACACAGUAAUAAUCAAUGUAUCCCAGCAUUCUGGUUCAACCCAUCCUCUCAACUGAAAGAAUGCAGCCUUGGACAGAGCUAUCUGAACAGCACCGGGUAUCGGAGGAUUGUUUCUAAUAACUGCACGGAUGGACUAUGGGAAAAGUAUGCAGCCAAACCUGAACAGUGUCCAGGCAAAGCUCCCCAAGGUCUGCAUAUCCUCACAUCCAACGGCAAGUUGGUUGCAGAACAAGGGUACAACACAACCUUCAUAAUCCUCAUGGAAGAGGGUGAUCUCCAGAAGACAAAUAUCCAACUAGAUUUUGGAGAUGGUACUGCUGUGUCCUAUGCUAAUUUCAGCCCUAUAGAGGAUGGGAUCCGACACAUUUAUAAGAGCACUGGGAUCUUCCAAGUGACAGCCUAUGCAGAAAACAACCUGGGCUCUGAUCUGGCAGCACUCUUCCUGCAUGUGGUCUGUCCUGUGGAACGUGUCCAUUUGAGUGUCCCCUUUGUGGCCAUCAGGAAUAAGGAAGUAAAUAUCACUGCUGUGGUUUGGCCCAGUCAGUCGGGUACCCUCACAUACUUUUGGUGGUUUGGCAACAACACAAAGCCAUUCAUCACCUUGGACAGCAGCAUCUCUUAUACUUUUACCACUGAAGGAAUGAAUACCAUCACAGUGCAGGUCUCAGCUGGCAGUGUCCUCAUCCAGGAUACCAAGGAUAUUGCUGUACAUGAAUAUUUCCAGUCUCAGUUAUUAUCAUUUUCUCCCAAUUUGGAUUAUCACAAUCCUGACAUCCCGGAGUGGAGAGAAGAUAUUGGCAGAGUGAUCAAGAGAGCCCUGGUGCAGGUGACUGGGAUCCCUGAUGAACAAGUUUUGGUGGCUGUGUUCUCUGGUUUGCCCACCUCUGCAGAACUCUUCAUUCUACCCCAUCAAAACACAUCAGAGAGAAGGAAAGGCAAUGAAGGUGACCUGGAGCAGGCUGUUGAAAUCCUCUUCAAUGCUUUGAAUCAGAACCUGGUCCAAUUUGAGUUAAAGCCUGACGUGGAAGUCAUUGUGUACGUCACUCAACUAACAUUAGCGCCUCUCGUCGACUCUGGUGCUGGGCACAGCAGUUCAGCAAUGUUGAUGCUGUUGUCAGUGGUCUUCGUGGGCUUGGCUGUUUUUUUAAUCUACAAGUUUAAAAGGAAAAUCCCAUGGAUUAACAUCUAUGCUCAAGUCCAGCAUGACAAGGAGCAGGAAAUGAUUGGUUCUGUCAGCCAAAAUGAAAAUGCUCCCAAAAUCACUCUGAAUGAAUUCACAGAUCCUGAAGAACUCAUGGACAAAGAGAUGGACACACGGGUUAUAGGAAGCAUCUCAACGAUCUCCAACAGUGAAAGCACAAAGGAAAUACCCAACUGCACUAGCGUUUAAUACUAGAAAUCUACUUUGACUACAGCAUUUCUGAAUUUUUAUUUUUAAUUAAUAGUAUUAUUGUUAUUAUUACAAAGGGAAAGGUCUAUGUCAUUAUUAUUAUUAUUAUUAUUAGGGAGGGAGGGGUGCAGGGGUUUUGUUUGUUUGUUUUUUUUCCCC